AUGCAUAUUCUUGGAUUGGCAAACGGUACACCUUCUGGAAAUUCUGAGAUCCUACUCAAGGCCGCAUUGACAGCAGCUACUGAGUCUGACUCCUCCAUCACGACAUCAUGGAUCCACGUCCCCUCUAUAUCUAUUCCAACAAAUCCGGCACCUCUAGAUAGUCCUGUAGGCUUCGAUCUCGCCUCAAAGCUCAACGUCGCUUCCAACAAUGCACCUGACGACCGAGCCGCUGUUCGUGAGGCCAUCCUCAACGCCGAUGCCAUAAUCGUUUCUACACCCACAUACAGCCAUCAACCCUUGGGCACGUUGAAACUACUCAUGGACAGGAUAGGAGGUCCCUCUCUCGAUGUCACCUUUGGCAAGACAUUCAACCCUGAUAAACUCGAUCCACGGCUUUCAAAGCCGAGGGUCUUAGGUUUCAUCGCAGUGGGUGGCUCAUCGACUCCAGAUCAAUUCACGAUGGUGUUGCCGACAUUGCAUCUCUUGUUCUAUGCUCUCCACGCCAAAGUGGUUGAUCAAUUCAUCGGUCAGGAUCUAGGAAGUUCGGGUGCGGUGUGUUUGCAUGCGGAUCUGAUCGCUCGAGCACAGCGCAUGGGCAAGAAUCUUGCAAGUCAGCUUGGCAAUUCGUAUGACGAUGCGAGAUAUUUGGGCGAUGAGGAAGACGGGGCGUGUCCGCAUUGUCAUCUUGCCAAAAUCGAGCUUCUGCUUGAACACGGCAAGAAUGCGAUUGGGUGUACGACAUGUGGUACUAGGGGUCAUCUGACUGUGAAUGAGCAUGGAAAUAUACUUCCAGUAUGGGAACAGGAGUCCAUGUGGAGUUGUUUGACCUGGGCAGGUAAGCUGCAACACGCUAAGGAUAUCGUGAGCUGGGCCAAAAGAGACGAGCCAAGGAAAGCAGACAUCAAGGAAGGGCAAGAAAGAUGGAAGCAAGUCAUUGUUCAGCAAAUUACCUUGCCUAGUCAGAAAAUAUCACAAUCAUAA
This is a messenger RNA of Aureobasidium musti, 981 nucleotides long. NCBI's taxonomy places the organism in Eukaryota, Fungi, Ascomycota, Dothideomycetes, Dothideales, Saccotheciaceae. The record is from the annotation of a GenBank genome assembly.